AUGCGUCUUCCCUACGCCCCUCAGACUCCGGGGGAUUUGAGCCCCGAGACACAUGAAAUCUACAGUCGCAUCGCUGCCAGGCGUACACCAAGGCCCCUGAUUGCACUUGAUCUUUCCUUGUUGCAUGCCCCUCCUGUCGCAGAUGGCUACAACCACUUCAUUGGAUCACUUCGCUCGAAAACAGUCCUGGAUCCGGCUUUGUUGGAACUUUCCAUCAGUCGCAUAGCCAUUUUGAACAAUGCCGUUUACGAAUGGAAUAUUCACGCUCCACUUGCUUUGAAGGCUGGACUUAAAGCGUCAGCGUUGCAGGAUGCGCGAUCACUUCCAUCGUCCUGCCAAGCGACCGAGCAAAGCAUCGAUGCCUGGAAGUCGUCGAGUCUCACGGCUAGGCAGAAAGCUGUUCUUGCUUAUACCGACGCUAUGACGGAAGCUGUCACUGUUUCUGAUGAUGUGUUCCAGCAACUUGUUAAGGCAGAGCUGUCAGACCGAGAGAUUGUUGAGCUUACUGCCACGGUUGCGGGGUACAACUGUGUAAGUAGGAUACUUGUGGCGCUGGACGUUGGAGAAAACAAUGCUCGUGAGAUGAAGAGUGUUGAUGAGCUUGUUGCAAACCUUGUAUGA
This is a messenger RNA of Penicillium waksmanii, 621 nucleotides long. Its product is annotated as carboxymuconolactone decarboxylase family protein. Gene Ontology annotation, molecular function: peroxiredoxin activity. The coding region runs from base 1 to 621 and encodes 206 amino acids. NCBI's taxonomy places the organism in Eukaryota, Fungi, Ascomycota, Eurotiomycetes, Eurotiales, Aspergillaceae. The record is from RefSeq and is a predicted model, not a curated record. The transcript has a single exon.